GUAACCCUAUGGAGAGGGGCCUGCGGAAUGCCGUAGUCUUCAAUGCGUCCAAAGGGGAGACUUUCACUCUCGCCAACAGCUACAAGGCCUUGCGCAAAAGGCUUCGCGGUAAUUGGAAGAUACAGAGCUUAAAAGAUGAGAUCACAUCUGAGAAACUGUUUGGGGUAAAACUGUGGAUUACAGCAGGGCCAAGAGAAAAGUUCAGUGCUGCUGAGUUUUCAGUUCUGAAGAAAUUCCUGGAGGAUGGUGGAGCCAUCCUGGUGAUGCUGAGAGAAGGCGGAGAGUCCCGAUACGGCACAAAUAUUAACUUUUUGUUAGAAGAAUAUGGGAUCAUUUUCAAUAAUG
Molecule: messenger RNA, 345 nt
Organism: Eurypyga helias (sunbittern)
Lineage: Eukaryota; Metazoa; Chordata; Aves; Eurypygiformes; Eurypygidae
Product: intraflagellar transport protein 52 homolog
Exons: 3
Biological process (GO): cilium assembly; intraciliary transport
Cellular component (GO): centriole; intraciliary transport particle B; cilium
Source: RefSeq, a predicted model, not a curated record